AUGAAGCUUAUGGUAAAAGUCUCGUUGUUGCUGCUCAUGCAGCUACUAGUGCCGCGGGCCGACGCCGGUAGCUGGCAGAGCUGCCGCGAAGUGCCCGUGGCAAAGUGUGGUGUAGGUGACAGCCGUAGUGAUGGUCGUGCGUACCGGUAUGACAUUGAUGUGUACCGGUACAAGUGGAACAAAGACCCAUUUGAGUAUUACGGCUACGAAGGCCCAUUUGGCACUGUCUCUUUGGGCCAGGCUUUCCAAUCUUGUCAGGUCUGCUCAAACGAAACAAGGCCUACCAAGGUGGGGUCUCUUCCACAAUCCAUAACUGACAUCAUGAUUGUUGAGAACAACGUCGGUAAGCUUGGCCCUGACAAAGCAGAGAUCCUGUCUCAGAUCCCAUGUGGUGAAGAAUGCAGGUUGUGGUUUGUGGGAUGUAACCUAACGACAAUAGAGGCAGGGGCGUUUGCUAAGUUACCACAGGUAUCUAAGCUGGUCAUCUGGCGGAGCAAUGUCCAGACUCUGAAGAACGGCACGUUUGCUGGGAUGGAGAGCCUCAAGUAUCUGCUGCUGUUGGAGAACAACCUGACACAUCUGGAGGGUGGCUGCCUUGAUGGGUUGCCCAGCUUGUCACACAUCAUCCUUGUGGACAACCAAAUCCUGACGAUGUCGCCUGACACUUUCCGGGGGUUGCAGCCGUGGUGGCUUGACGUAAGUGCCAAUCUUAUCGCUAACGUAGCACCCGGGACCUUGCAGACGAUCAAGUCCGUAGCACAUGUCCACGCCGUUGAGAACAAACUUCGGUCGAUCGGCGUGGGGAUGUUCCAUGGGCUUGAGCGGCUGGGGGUCUUGAACCUGAAGGGUAACAGAAUCUCCCACAUUGCUGCCGGUGCGUUCCACUCAAACACGAAAUUGGAUGGCCUGAACCUUGCAGAAAACAGGCUGACCUUCCUUUCUGGUGGAUGGUUCAAGUCCUCUCCACACCAUCUCAUUGUCCAUGAUAACGGCAUUGCCACCAUUUUGUUGGAGGGCAGGGCGCUUCCGUGGAUGAAGAGAAUUCACUUAACCAACCGUCCGCGCUGCACGUGUGUGAAUGAUUGGCUUUACGAGUACAAGGGGGGUCACCUUAAGUUUAAGAAGAGCGUUAAGUCUUCACUAGUACUCCCGGCAACCCACAGCUGCCCCUCCUCGGCGCUGAUGCGGAACCUCCCCGUGCCAGUCUCUCCUAGCCACACCCUGCCCUGCCCCCCACCAAUGGUGGAGAUCCUGAAGGCCGAACACGACCCCGCAUACAAGUACACGGUCGUAGGCCGGGUGUAUUGGGAGAAGUUGCCACAAGUGUCUUGGACCUUCCCUAAUGACUCACAACACACACACGACAUAACGUACGACACAAACACGACAACACGCGCUACUCUGCCGACAGGCAACCUAACAGUGAGAAUGGUGACCGACCUAAAGGCUGAGGGCUGGGUGAAAUGUAAUGGACCAGCAGAUAACCUGUUGGGGGACUCAGGAAAUCACAGCCUGUGUUCUAACUACAUGGGGAGAUCCAGCUUCACCCUUUGGCUUGAGACUACCGGGCCCUUGGCCUUUGGGAAUACCACGUGUACGGCUUCUUCGGAAACUGGGUCUGACACUGUGGUUUUCAUGACAAGUGAAAGCACAACACUCCAGGCUACAGAACCCUCACUCAUCAACACCACACCAUUCUCAACCACCAUGAGCACAUCACCGGUGCCCACAGGCAUCAACACUACACCACUUACCAUCAGUAAAACUGAUAAUGCUUAUGAAGGGGGCAUCUGCACAUGGAACAUAGUGUUGUCAUCUAUUAUCUGGUUACCGGCUGUUGCGGUGGGGCCCGGGGUUUUGUUCUGUGUCAGGUGUAUCAAGCGUAGGCUCGGGCGCAAAGCUCCAGAUAACGGCGCAGCUUCGCCCCACAAUGACGAUGAGAUCUUUGUCUGUUCUAAGUGGCCAGUUGGCAACUUGGAUGAGCCAGUGAUCAGUCCGUACGCUGAAGGCCGUUUCGAGGAUCACCACAGCUUGAAUGAGACAGAAUCAGUAAUCAGCCCUUACGCUGAAGGUGGUUUCCAAGACCACCCUGACUUGCGCAGGGCCGGUUCUUCUCAGUCAGAAGCCGUCCCGUACGGACAGGCAAAGCUUUGCGCAGCGUACCCAGGCCGCCCCCGCGCGCAGACACACCCCGUGCCGUCCCGCCCGUACAGCGCCGAGCGUCCCCGUCAGACACCAAGCACGGAAGGGGCAGUCGUAACUGGCUAUGGUCAAAACGGUGGUGAUAAGUCAGGCAAAACCUGCUACCAGCACCCGAUCAUUCUCCCCAAACCAGGUGCCACCCUGUCCUCUGCCUACCAACAGAAUGCCAAAGUCGCUAAGCGUUCCCGUAAGGCACCUUGCUACAACCCCCCUGCCACUAACCCAGAGAGGGGUGCCACCCUGUCCUCUGCCUACCAACAGAAUGCCAGCGUCGCUAAGCGUUCCCAUAAGACACCUUGCUACAACUCCCCUGCCACUAACCCUGACCGUACCUUGUCUAACACUUAUGGCCAGCAUGACACUAUUGCGACGGUUUGUAACUCCGUAGAGUCUCCUAUGGUCUGUAGCUACUACCCUGCUGCCCCGCGCGAGCGUACCACGGGCAUUCAGUCCGCCGUCUAUGAUAAAAACCACCGCAGUCAGCCAGCCACAAGCCGGGGAAACAGUUACGUCUGCCCCUCCCCUGCGACUGGUGCUGGUCGGUCCCCGGCAGCUGCAUACUGCCAGAAUGAGCGUAGGGAGGCAAUAAACAACACCACAGAGUACCCUGAGACAAACAGCUAUGAACCGGCCCCUGAUGCUAAAAUUGGCCAGUGA
Molecule: messenger RNA, 2859 nt
Organism: Branchiostoma belcheri (Belcher's lancelet)
Lineage: Eukaryota; Metazoa; Chordata; Leptocardii; Amphioxiformes; Branchiostomatidae
Exons: 3
Coding region: 1-2859 (952 amino acids)
Molecular function (GO): protein binding
Source: RefSeq, a predicted model, not a curated record